Molecule: messenger RNA, 330 nt
Organism: Funneliformis geosporum
Lineage: Eukaryota; Fungi; Glomeromycota; Glomeromycetes; Glomerales; Glomeraceae
Source: the annotation of a GenBank genome assembly
AUGAACGUAACCAAAACCAAAAAUCAAUCUGUUAAGGACUCUCCUCUGGAAGAACAAGACUAUAAAAAUUUUGUGGACGAAACUUCCAAGAAUCAAAUAAAUGAAAAUGAUUAUUACUCGCCUGACGACGAUGAUAGUGAUUCUGAAGAAGGUAGAGCGCUAACGAUUAAGCACAGUAUUUGCCUAACUACUCCUGAAAAAUUCGUUUCGUGGUGGAACGAAAACCAUCCAGAUUGCCAAAUUACAAUUGAUUCUCUUGAGGAAUGGACCUAUCGCGAAGAUGAAGACCCUUCCACCUAUAAUAUUCACUGGAGAGAACAUGGAGAUUAG